CAAAGAGAUACUGCAGAUUCCUCCUUUCCAGUCGAGCAUGUUUUUAGUCCUAACCAACCCUCCAUAGAAACCGACAUCUUAUCCGUGAUUCUUAUCUGUCAUCUUGUACUCUAAAUAUCUCUCUCUGUACAUGUAUUUUUUUUUAUGUUUUUGAUGUACACGGAACUGAAUUCUUGCCUUUCACGAGAUGAUAUGAGAGUAGGAGGAGGGGAGGAGUGGUAAUAGCUUUUAGUCCCUUUUAGCAUGAGUUUUGUGGACUCUUUCUUGCCUUUUAUGUCUCUCUCUGUGUGUAUAUAUAGGGACUUCACGUGCCUUAUUUUUUAUUGAACCAUUCAAGGCUUUUUGGCUUUUGAUCCUUUCUUGGUUUGGUUUUUUUUUUUUCUGGUCGUUUGCCCUUUACAAUUCUGGGUUCAUUAGUAUAGGAUGAGUACUACUUGAAUUUGAUGGUUUUGAGCUUUGUUUAAGCUGAAUUUUAGUAAAGUUUGAGGUUUUGGUUUUGGUUAAAGUUCAUGUUUUGAUUCUUUCUAGUUGAAUUUGAACUCAAAAGACUUGUUCUUUUGGUGUUCUGCUCAUUGCUUAAACAGUGAUUUGUACAAAUAGGAAAAGAAAUGAAGGGUUUGAUUGUUUUGGUUGUGUUGUCCAUGCUAUGUGGUUUUGGUACGAGCAAGGAGUGUACAAACACUCCUACUCAGUUAUCGUCGCAUACAUUUCGAUAUGCACUGCUAUCAUCAGAGAAUGAAACUUGGAAAGAAGAAAUGUUUGCACACUACCAUUUGACACCAACUGAUGAUUCAGCUUGGGCUAAUUUGUUGCCAAGAAAGAUACUUAGAGAAGAAGAUGAGUAUAGUUGGGCAAUGAUGUAUAGGAAUUUGAAAAGUCCUCUUAAAUCCUCUGGGAAUUUCCUCAAGGAAGUCUCAUUGCAUAAUGUGAGAUUGGAUCCAAGUUCAAUUCAUUGGCAGGCUCAACAAACAAAUUUGGAGUACUUGUUGAUGUUGGAUGUGGAUAGCUUGGUGUGGAGCUUUAGGAAAACUGCAGGUUUGUCUACACCAGGCACAGCUUAUGGUGGUUGGGAGGCCCCGAAUUGCGAGCUUCGGGGUCAUUUUGUAGGGCACUACUUGAGUGCAUCAGCACAGAUGUGGGCUAGCACUCACAAUGAUAUUCUCGAAAAGCAAAUGUCUGCGGUAGUAUCUGCUCUAUCUUCCUGUCAGGAGAAAAUGGGCAGCGGAUACCUUUCUGCUUUCCCAUCUGAGUUAUUUGAUCGGUUUGAAGCUAUAAAGCCUGUCUGGGCUCCUUAUUACACUAUUCAUAAGAUCCUGGCAGGUCUUUUGGACCAAUAUACAUUUGCAGAUAAUGCUCAAGCUUUAAAAAUGGUGAAGUGGAUGGUUGAUUACUUUUAUAAUCGAGUACGUAACGUUAUAACCAAUUUCAGUGUGGAAAGACAUUAUCAAUCACUGAAUGAGGAAACUGGUGGCAUGAAUGAUGUCCUUUACAAGUUAUUCAGCAUUACUGGAGAUCCAAAACAUUUGGUGUUGGCUCACCUGUUUGACAAGCCUUGCUUCCUUGGUUUGCUUGCAGUACAGGCUGAAGACAUAUCAGGUUUCCACGCCAAUACACACAUCCCUAUCGUUAUUGGUGCACAGAUGAGAUAUGAAAUCACUGGAGAUCCACUUUAUAAGGAUAUAGGGACAUUCUUCAUGGAUAUAGUCAACUCUUCUCACAGCUAUGCAACUGGAGGAACUUCUGUUAGCGAGUUCUGGUCAGAUCCAAAGCGACUGGCUAGCACAUUACAGACUGAAAAUGAGGAAUCAUGCACAACUUACAAUAUGCUGAAGGUCUCCCGCCACCUGUUCAGAUGGACCAAAGAAAUGGCUUAUGCAGAUUAUUAUGAGCGUGCUCUGACAAAUGGUGUGCUAGGCAUCCAAAGAGGAACAGAGCCUGGAGUGAUGAUAUACAUGCUUCCACAACAUCCCGGAAGUUCCAAAGGCAAAAGCUAUCAUGGAUGGGGGACAUUGUACGAUACUUUUUGGUGCUGCUAUGGAACAGGAAUUGAAUCAUUUUCAAAGCUGGGAGAUUCCAUAUAUUUUGAAGAGGAAGGAGAAGCCCCAGGUCUUUACAUUAUUCAGUAUAUAUCAAGCUCUCUUGAUUGGAAAUCUGGACAGAUCAUGAUCAAUCAGAAAGUUGAUCCUGUUGUUUCUUCGGAUCCUUAUCUUCGGGUGACUUUCACCUUUUCUCCAAACAAGGGGUCAAGCCAAGCAUCUACCUUGAAUUUGAGGAUACCAGUUUGGACACAUUUAGAUGGUGCUACCGCAACAAUAAACUCUCAGAGUUUGGCUAUACCGGCUCCAGGUAGUUUCUUAUCAGUCAAUAGAAAAUGGAGCAGUGGUGACAAAUUAAGCCUACAGCUUCCCAUUAGUUUGAGAACAGAGGCCAUACAAGAUGACCGGCACCAGUAUGCUUCUAUUCAGGCAAUACUCUAUGGUCCUUACCUGCUUGCUGGUCAUACCAGUGGUGACUGGAACCUCAAAGCCGGGUCUGCUGGUUCUCUUUCAGACUCUAUAACACCAAUCCCUGCCUCUUACAAUGAACAACUAGUAUCUUUUUCCCAAGACUCUGGAAAUUCAACUUUUGUGUUAACAAAUUCAAACCAGUCAAUUACAAUGGAAGAGCACCCGAAAUCUGGCACUGAUGCUUGUCUUCAAGCAACAUUUAGAAUUGUCUUUAAUGACUCUUCUUCCUCCGAAGUCCUCGGAAUUAAUGAUGUUAUUGACAAAUCAGUGAUGCUUGAACCAUUUGAUCUUCCUGGAAUGCUUUUAGUGCAGCAAGGAAAAGACAGCAGCCUUGCCGUCACAAAUUCUGCUGCAGAUGAUGGUUCAUCUAUCUUCCAUGUGGUUUUGGGACUAGAUGGAAAAGAUGGAACUGUGUCCUUGGAAUCAGGAAGCCAGGAGGGUUGCUAUAUAUACAGUGGUGUCAAUUACAAGUCAGGCCAGAGCAUGAAGCUUAGCUGCAAGCUAGGGUCCUCAGAUCCAGGAUUUAAUCAGGGAGCCAGCUUUGUAAUGAACAAAGGACUAAGUGAAUAUCAUCCAAUCAGCUUUGUGGCAGAGGGGGACAAAAGGAAUUUUCUUCUUGCACCAUUACAUAGUUUGAGGGAUGAAUUUUACACCAUUUAUUUUAACAUUCAAGCUUAAAAUGUGUGGAUAGAGCUAUUGUUUCCAUGAUUGGAAGAUAAAGUACAGCUCAUAUUUAUUAACAAAAGCUGGCAGUUGUUAUCAGUGCUAUGCUCUUAGAUAAAUUCAAUGCAACGCAAGUUUGGCCAA
Populus trichocarpa (black cottonwood) is the source of this 3314-nucleotide messenger RNA. RefSeq lists its product as uncharacterized. Gene Ontology annotation, molecular function: alpha-L-arabinofuranosidase activity. Lineage: Eukaryota; Viridiplantae; Streptophyta; Magnoliopsida; Malpighiales; Salicaceae. Gene Ontology annotation, biological process: L-arabinose metabolic process. The transcript is spliced from 12 exons. The coding region runs from base 609 to 3185 and encodes 858 amino acids. The record is from RefSeq and is a predicted model, not a curated record.